CCCGUGUUAUCACUAAAGAGAGUUCGAGCUGCGCCUGUUAAAGUUGGGGAAAGGAGGGGAAGGAUGCUGUCGUCGUCGGAGGAAAAGAUAAAAUAUCACCAAAAAUAAGAAGCACAAACGCGCUAGAAAACGCCAGUCUUCUAUGAAGGAUGAAUUGCAAAAUAUUGGGCACAAGUUUUUUAAUUUUUCUCGGAUUGCAGCAGUGCUCGUCACGAGAGUGUGUUGAUCCGCUGGUCUCUCCACUCUAUGCUUCCUCCUUCUUGGCCUCCUCCAGAUAUAAUGUUUUGUACUCUGCAAACUUUGCCAAAUUGUAUGGGAGCAGUGGGUGGUCGCCGUCUCCCAGGGACCGCCAGCCUUGGCUCCAGAUUGACCUGGGGAGGAAGUACCGCCUUGUGUCCAUUUCCACCCAGGGCACCUUCAACUCUUACGACUGGGUCACCAAGUACACCCUACUGUAUGGGGACCGUCCCGACUCCUGGACGCCCUACAUUCAGAGAGGGGGGAACUCGACCCUGUCGGGGAACUGGAAUUACUACCAGGUGAAGAGGCACGUUUUCCACUAUGCCUUCACCGCCAAGCACCUGCGGUUCCUUCCCCUGGGGUGGAACACAAACUCAGGCGGCAAGAUUGGGGUCCGGCUGGAGGUCUAUGGCUGUGCUUAUGACUCCUACGUGAUGGCGUAUGACGGGGACGACAUGAUGGCCUACAUGUUCCCGCAGAAGAAGUCGCGCACGCUGCAGGACCACAUCGCCCUGAACUUCAAGACCCUGGAGCGGGACGGGGUGCUGCUGCACAGCGAGGGCCUGCAGGGGGACGUCCUGACGCUGGAGCUGAAGAACGCCCGCCUCUACCUGCACAUCAGCCUGGGAAGCAGCACAGUGCACGAGGUGGAGGGCCUGACCACUCUGACUGUGGGCAACCUCCUGGAUGACCAACACUGGCACUACGUCACCAUCAAGCGUUACGGCCGGGAGGUCAACCUGACAGUCGACAGCCACACCGAGAGUGCCAUUUGCAACGGGGACUUCACUUACCUGGACCUGGAUACUCAGGUGUAUGUGGGUGGAGUGAUCGAGCCUAACAUGCCCCACCUCCCUGACAAGAGCAACUUCCGCGGCUGUCUGGAGAACGUCUUCUACAAUGGGAUUAACUUCAUUAAGAUGGCACAGCGGAAGGAGCCUGAGAUACGAUUCCCUCUUCGGCAGAAAACGAUGCAGUAUGCCUGCCAGGAUCUCCUGCUGAAGCCAAUGACAUUUGUUGGGCCUAACAACUACCUGCAGGUACCAGGGGUCUUCAGGAAGCCCCGUAUGGCCGUCAAGUUCAAGUUCCGCUCAUGGGACUACACGGGCCUGAUGAUGUUUACAAGGUUCGCUGAUGACCUGGGCUCCCUAGAGCUGGGCCUGAGUGAGGGCCAGGUGAAUGUAUCCCUCAUGCAGCCUGGCAAGAAGAAGCUGCAAUUUGCUGCAGGUUACCGCUUGAACGAUGGCUUUUGGCACACCGUGGAUCUGGCAGCCCGGGACAAUUUUGUGACGGUGACUAUUGAUGAUGACGAGGGGUCGCCCUUGAAGAUUAUCAAUCGCUUCACGGUGCGCACUGGUGAUCGCUACUUCUUCGGAGGGUGUCCCAAGACCAACAACACGGCGAGGUGCGAGACCAAGCUGAACGCCUUCCACGGCUGCAUGCAGCAGAUCUUUGUGGAUGACGAGCCGGUGGACAUCGACAUCAUGCUGCAGCGACGCUUGGGGCGCUAUUCUGAGCUGCUGCUGGGCACCUGUGGCAUCACUGACAGGUGUAUGCCAAACCCAUGUGAACAUGAGGGGAGAUGCAUCCAGUCAUGGGAUGACUUUCUGUGCAUGUGCGAAAACACUGGAUACAAAGGGGAAGUGUGCCAUAUGCCGGUCUACAAGGAGUCAUGCGAGGCUUACCGACUCAAUGGCAAAUACAAUUCUGGAAACUACACCAUCGACCCUGACCUGAGCGGCCCCCUGAGACCCUUCUCUGUUUACUGCAAGAUGAAAGCAACCAAGGCCUGGACAGUGGUGAGGCAUGACCGAAUUGACAACACCAAGGUGACAGGCUCUUCAGAAGGCCAACCCUACCUGGGGGAUGUGCAGUAUUACAAUGCAUCCUGGGACGAGGUCACAGCCCUGGCCAACACCUCCGAGUAUUGCGAGCAGUGGAUCGAGUUCUCUUGCUACAAGUCCCGCCUCCUCAACACGCCCAAUGGAAAGCCAUUCAGCUACUGGAUUGGUCGCCAUGGUGAGAGCCAGGUGUACUGGGGUGGGUCAUUCCCAGGGAGUCAGAAGUGUGGCUGUGCCAUCAAUGGCACCUGCACUGACUCCAGGUUCUACUGCAACUGUGACGCUGACUACCGGCAAUGGUACUCGGACAGGGGCUGGCUUAACUACAGGGACCACAUGCCUGUCCGAAGGGUUGUUGUUGGGGACACAAACCGAACCGGGUCGGAGGCCCAGUUUAACAUUGGACCCCUGCGCUGCCAUGGCGACCGAAACACUUGGAACACUGUGGCCUUCACCAAGCCAACUUACGUGGAGUUCCCCACCUUCAGGCCAGGCACCAGCGCUGACAUCAGCUUCUACUUUAAAACCAACGCUGACCAUGGCGUCUUCUUGGAGAACUCGGAUGACCACCACCGCAACUUCAUCCGGGUGGAGCUCAACUCCACCACAGACCUGCUGUUCGUGUUCAUGGUGGGCGAUGGCAUCAUCAACGUGACGCACCGGUCACCGCAGCCCCUCAACGAUGAUGAGUGGCACUACGUCCAGGCCGAGAUUAACGUGAAGGGAGCCCGACUGAAGGUGGACUACCAACCCUGGGCUGUGCGCCGCUUCCCCGGGCAGACCUACGUCACCAUGAAGUUCACCCAGCCCCUCCUCGUGGGUGCUGCUAAGGACAGACUGAGGGCUUACCUGGGCUGCCUCCGGGGCCUGCGUAUGAAUGGCGUGCCCCUUGACCUGGAGGGCAAAGCAAAUGAGGCGGAGGGAAUUCGGCUGAACUGCACGGGCCAGUGCCUGAACGCCACGCUGCCGUGCCGCAAUGGCGGACGCUGCAUGGAGGGCUACGCCUCCUACUACUGCGACUGCAACAACACGGCCUUUGACGGCUACUACUGCCACAAAGAUAUUGGGGGCUACUUUGAGGCGGGAGCAUGGCUGCGCUACAACAUUCGAAGUGAGGCAAUCUCAGACGAGGCCAUCUGGGCAAACUGGCUGGACCCCCACAACUUUAGCCUGGGGUACAACCAGACCAGCGACGAGAUCGAGUUCAGCUUCAGCACCACUCAGACCCCCGCCGUGCUGCUCUACAUCAGCUCCUUCGUCAAAGACUACAUCGCUGUCAUCCUCAAGAAUGACGGCAGCCUCGACCUAAGGUACCGGCUGGGCCUGUUCACCUAUAAAUUCCAGGUGUCCUCCUUGAACUUGGCAGAUGGGUAUCCUCACUUUGUCAACAUCACCAGGCAUAACCGCACCAUACGAACUCAGGUGGACUACAUGGAGUCCGUCCGGGAGGCGAUUCCCCCGCUGCAGGACAUCCGGUUCGACUCUCCCAAGUCCAUGUUCCUGGGGAGGGUGAUGGAGGUGGGCGAGAUAGAUUAUGAGAUCCAGACGCACAAUAGCCCCGGACUGGAGGGCUGCAUUUCAGGGGUACGCUACAACAUCUAUGCCCCGCUAAAGACGUACUUCCGCCCCAAUGAGACAGACCCCCCGGUCACCGUACAUGGAUACGUGAGGGAGUCCAAUUGUGGGGCCUUUCCCUCCAUUCUGGGUCUGGUACCCCUCGAGGCUGACCCGUGGUACACAGGAGAUGAGUUUGAAUAUAUUCACGACGACUUGCCCAGUCCACCGGUCAUGACACUCAUCAUCCUCAUCCUUCUGGCUCUGAUCUUUGGGUCACUGUAUGUCAUCUACUUGUACCUUUACCGUUACAAGGGCAGCUAUCAUACCAAUGAGCCUAAAAACCUAGAGUCCCCUAGCAGUGCCAGGCCCCUGACAGAGCCAGAGCCUCAACGCACGGAGAAGAACCUGCCCCAAAUACAGGAGGAGACCAGGAGCGAAUGA
Messenger RNA from Megalops cyprinoides (Indo-Pacific tarpon), 4079 nucleotides. RefSeq names its product contactin-associated protein 1-like. The coding region runs from base 150 to 4079 and encodes 1309 amino acids. NCBI's taxonomy places the organism in Eukaryota, Metazoa, Chordata, Actinopteri, Elopiformes, Megalopidae. The transcript is spliced from 24 exons. The record is from RefSeq and is a predicted model, not a curated record.